Molecule: messenger RNA, 1059 nt
Organism: Brugia pahangi
Lineage: Eukaryota; Metazoa; Nematoda; Chromadorea; Rhabditida; Onchocercidae
Source: the annotation of a GenBank genome assembly
AUGGAUUCACCAGGACGACUCUCAUCCAGCAGAGAUGAACACGAUGAAAUGCAAAAGAAGACAUUUACAAAAUGGGUCAAUUAUCAUCUUGAAACUCAUAGUUCGUCAGAACUGGUGGAAGAUCUAUUUGAGGAUCUCAGAGAUGGUGUAUUAUUAUGCCAUCUUAUCGAAGUUCUUACCGGUGAAGCACUGCCAAUUAAUAAGGCAAAAGAAUCAAAACGGGUACACCAUAUCAGCAAUUUAACAACAGCACUAGCAGCUUUGCGACGUCGCGGUCUUGAUUUGGUGAACAAUAAUCCAGCAGAUAUAGCCAAUGGAAAUCCUCGAAUAAUCUGUGGACUCAUUUGGCAGAUGAUCCUUCAUUUCCAGAUCGAGACUAACGUCCAGUUGUUAAAAGAAUGGGGAUUUGAGCUAGAAUUGGCCAAUAGCCCAUCAACGUCUAGAAUUGGCAACGGAAAUAGUCCCUUUGGUAAAUUACCACAUCAGUUACGUAUUGGACGUCUAAAAGCACCUGUUGAUCGUGUAGUAUUACGAUGGGUAAAUGCACAACUUGCAAGACCUUAUAAUAUCAAUCUGACUGAUAUGGAUAAAAGUUGGCGUGAUGGAAUUGCUUUCAAUGCACUGAUACAUCGUAUAAGACCUGAAUUGGUGGACAUGGACAUUGUGUAUCGAAGCAAUCCAAAAACAAAUCUUCAGCAGGCGUUUCGACUAGCAAAGGAACAUCUGCAUAUACGACCAUUACUUGAUGUGGAAGAUAUGUUAUGUGACAAAUCAGAUAAACGAUCUGUGAUUACUUAUGUAUCACAGUUCAUUCGUACCUUAAAGCAUUUACGACCGAUCGCUACAUGUCAAAUGAUUGAUGACCAUUCAUUGAUUUCCUGGAUGGAAGAUACUUUGAGCAUCUUAAGAUCAUCUGUUGAUGCACCACUUUAUGAUCAAUAUCAGACAUAUCUAUCAUUACGAAAACAGUAUUUUGAGCAUCGCAAUGCAUAUUAUUCACUUCGCGAAUAUGCUGCUAAAUUACCGGAAGGUGAAUGGAAUCAAAUUGAAGCCAGGUAA